Molecule: messenger RNA, 2912 nt
Organism: Melanotaenia boesemani (Boeseman's rainbowfish)
Lineage: Eukaryota; Metazoa; Chordata; Actinopteri; Atheriniformes; Melanotaeniidae
Product: proline-rich transmembrane protein 3-like
Exons: 4
Coding region: 346-2493 (715 amino acids)
Source: RefSeq, a predicted model, not a curated record
ACCUUGCUUGGCUCCCCCUUCAAGAAUUUUCUACACCCACCCCUGAUUGUGACAUCUGGAAUAAAAUUUUGGAUAUACUCUCCAAAAGAAUAAGUUAGUAAGUUCUCAUGGAACCUCUCCCCUGUCUCAUGCUCGUGCCUGGUUGACUUUACAUUAUCACUUCAUGUGACUUCGCGCCACUGUAAGAAUCUUAAAGUAAUCCUUUCAAGGAGGGAUUUAUCUUAAAGCUGAGACAGGACCUGAGCUCUGCAGGUAAGAUCACGGUGUGAGGUUGACCAGCAGCCAGCUGGUGCAGUAAUAGGAGUAAGACGUCAGCGUGAAGAUCUUGGGCUUUCAGUUUAAAAAAUGGGGCACUCAUCUUUUCUUUUCGUUACACUUGCGAUGUCUGUCUGUUCAUUUGGAAGCGUUCUUCAAACUUCAUAUUCACUAGACAUUUCUGGUUCAGUGGAGCCACCUCAAAGCACAGGCAGAAAUAUUAACGGUCUGGAUGGUGCAGCCAGUGAAGUAAUUUUUUAUUCAGACAGCUCUGUGGAGGGCAGCGGACAUAGUGCCGAUAGUGUGGCCUCACCACAACUCAGCAAUGAGACUGUCAUCUCAGAGGAUCCUCAGCGAGUGAGCAAUGCAAAUUCUGGGCCUGGAAUGACAUUCACAUCAAGAGCAGUACUUCCUGUGCACCACUCAGAGGCCCACAAACAAGAGGCUGACAAAGCUGAUGCUUCAAUUACAGGAUACUCUCAGUCCACUUCGGCUUCACAGGAAGCUCUACUGGAAAGCAGCCACAUAACAGCGGAAAAACAUUUGAAAGACAGUCAUGCAUCUACUUUGAAAUAUGACACUCUGACUGGUGGGGACCGUGCUGAACUACCAGUCCAAACCAGUGUGUUUACCUUCAUGACAAAUCACAACCUGGCUGGACCUGAAGAUCCCUGCAUGCUCGGCACUACACACUGUACUGUUUUUACAAACUUCAAUGGCACAACUCUACUCUGGGAUGACAUGAGGCGCACACUGGCAUUUGCAUGGGAGCUGCACGUCUUUGGAUCGGCCAGCCUUUUUUCACUGAUGGCAGCCCUGGCAGUUUUGGGAAUGGCUGGAGCAUGGACUCUUCCUCAUCCCCUGUGUGAUGCCCUGACCUUGUCAAAUACUCUGCUAAUUAUGGCUGGUGUUUUACGAACUGUACUCCUUCUGCUUGAUCCUUAUGGCACCCGCCAGAUCCUGCCUCAUGCCACAUUGGCGGCUCUGCAUAAUAUUCCUUUGCACCUUCUUCUGUGGUCACAGGUAGUCCUCACUUUAGUCACGCUCAGGGGGUUAAAGUUAUUACUUUUCCCAUCAAAGCUGCAGCGCCCAUGGGUGGUUGGGUGGGUCGGUAUGUCCCACUGCACUGCACUACUUGUAACAGACCUAUACGCUUCUACUUUGUCCCCUGCUCUCCCUCUUUUGCUGCACACCCUCUCCCUCUUGUGGGGCAUCCCUUUUUGCAUGGAAGUCCUUACGAAGUCCCUCUCCAAUCUUCAUCCCUUCCUUAGUUCCUCUGUACCACAGUGGGUUGCCUCACAGAGGACAGAGAGGCUUGGAAGGCGAGUAAUAGCAGUGUGUGCUUUCCUUGGGGUGCUCUGUUGUAGCCUUCAGGUGUAUAGUCUCCUUUGGCUUUAUGGGUUACUGGGAAACUGGAGGCUCUUUGGUUGGGGCUGGUGGCUCAGUCAGUUUUGGGCCAGAAUUCUUGAGGUAGCAUGGGGAUUCUCUUUGCUCUUCCUGGGGUCUUGGAUUUUCUGGACACCAUCUAUAAGUCAUGUAAGAGGUGAUCAUGGGCAGGGUAAAGGCGAGGAGUCUAACAGGGUAGAAGAAAAGAACUUGUGGUGUAAAGUCAUGGACACCAUGCAGAAAGGCUCAUUGAUAAAAUCAGAGAAAUCCUGGGAAGAACUGAUACCAAACAACUGGACAAAGUAUAAAUUGUCUAGAGCAGGCAUCAGCAACAAUGCAAUGUCUCUGCAUGAUAACGAACCAGCCGCCAUGAAACCAGAAUACAACCCAGAUCCUGUUAGCAGCAGCAGCUCUGACUCUCAGGCUGCAUUACUGUGGCAAAAAGUCAGUGAGCGAGAAUGUGUUCUUUCACUUAUAGAGUUUGACAUGCGGCCCCCAUCUCCUAUUAACCUCAGGCGCAGCAUUGACAAUGCCCUUUAUCAUGGGCAGCUUGUAGCGGGAGGUCUGUUCACACCUCCGCCUCCCUCUUGGACUCAAACUAUGAAUAUAGAUGGAGACAGCAGUCCAAUAAUAUUCCCCCCAGCUUAUGUCAGCUAUGGGUGGAUGCCAGAUACAGAGUCUAUAUCUGCAUCUCUUGACCAUUUCCAAGCCAACGAGUCAGCACAGUCAGUUAGUGCUACACCAGAUUGUAACGGCAGUACUGGGUCUCCAGCUGCUGCACAAGAGGGAGAAGACUCCUCAGCAGUAAUGUGUCAGCAUGACUGGUCUGAUGAUGACAUCACAGAUCUCUGAGCUGUACUUUAAAUUAGGAGCACCCCGACUUAUAAUAAUCCAGUCAUUAUGAACUAAUACAAUCAUGCAGUGUAGAAUUUAUUGCCACAUCUGACAUCUGACAAUGUCAUCUGACUCAUGUUCUGUGGGUAUAAUAUUGGCAUAAAGGGAAUAUAUUGGAUGUAUUUGGCAUAGGACAUUAUCACUGAUUUAACAUGCUAUUAUGCUUUGUAGAAAGUGAUUCUGUUUUCAUUGACUUGCCUGAGGUUUGUUCUGACAUAUGUGUACAUGUUUUAGAACAAGUGCAUGGAAAUGACUGGAGCUAAGUACAAAUGACACAAUUUAAUUUAUUGUGGAUGAUGUCAGCAUUUCAUGUAGAUUUAAUUAAUAUUUGUAUCUAUAUGCCAAUGUUAUUUAUGGCAUAUUUUUUAAUCAUCAUU